AUGAAUGACAAACCAGUGCCGCAGCAGCGGAGGAGAAAAGUAGCGAAAACUGAAGUCGCCAAUGGAAGCGGUGGUGGCGAUGGAGGCGAUACGGAGGGGACAGAGACAAAUGGGUUGACAAAGAUUAUUACCUCUUUCUUUUUUGUUGAGGAGCAAGAGAAGUCCGAUAAAUCCCAGGUAGAAGAUAAGAUGAUGUUCGAGGCUAACCAUAAGAAAGAACAUGGUGAUGUCUUUGAUACAUCCAACCCGAUUAAAAAGCGCAAGUCUCGAACAGCUAAGCCAGCUGCCUCGAUUCCUUCGGAUGCAGCUGCUGCAGUUGACUUUGGGUACGAUUUGAAUCUAGCUACCAGUAGCGGUGGAGUAGCGACGGAGAAAGGUGGCGAUGGCCCACAAAGGAGGCUAUGGGUCAAGAAUCGAUCACAAGAUUGGUGGGAUAAGUACAACAGUGCAGAUGUUUCAGAAGAUGAGUUUCGUAAAGCCUUCCAAAUGGGGAAAGAUACGUUUGAGAUGAUAUGCAAUGAGCUUACAGCUUCUGUUGCCAAAGAGAACACCAUGUUAAGAGACGCAGUUCCUGUAAGGCAAAGAGUUGCUGUCUGUAUAUGGAGAUUAGCAACCGGAGAAUCUUUAAGACUUGUUUCAAAAAGAUUCGGAUUAGGCAUCUCUACAUGUCACAAGCUUGUUCUUGAGGUUUGCUCUGCUAUAAAAGAUGUGUUGAUGCCAAAGUAUCUCCAAUGGCCAAAUGACGACUCCAUGAGAGUAAUCACCAACGAAUUUGAAUCACUUUCAGGUAUACCAAACGUGGUAGGAUCAAUGUACACAACUCAUAUACCAAUAAUCGCUCCAAAAGUUAACGUAGCUGCUUACUUUAAUAAGCGUCAUACAGAUAGAAAGCAAAAAACUUGUUAUUCUGUAACAGUUCAAGGAGUUGUGGACCCACGUGGGGUGUUCACAGAUGUGUGUAUCGGGUGGCCUGGAUCGAUGCCAGAUGAUCAAGUGUUGGAAAAAUCCGCACUUUAUCAAAGAGCAAAUGGAGGACUUUUAAAAGGUGUAUGGAUUGUGGGUGGAUCUGGAUACCCUUUAAUGGAUUGGGUCCUAGUACCCUACACACAACCACAUUUAACAUGGACUCAACAUGCUUUUAACGAGAAGAUUGGUGAUGUUCAAAAGGUAUCCAAGGAUGCUUUUGCAAGAUUGAAAGGUAGGUGGACAUGUUUACAGAAGAGAACAGAAAUGAAGCUUCAAGAUUUACCAGUGGUGCUUGGGGCGUGUUGUGUUUUGCAUAAUAUAUGUGAAAUGAGGAGGGAAGAGAUUGAACCCGAGUUGAUGAUUGAAGUUGUGGAUGAUGAAAUGGUUCCUGAUAUUGCAUUGAGGUCUGCAAUUGCAAUGAAGGCAAGAGACUCAAUGGCACAUAAUCUUUUGCACCAUAAUCAUGCUGGAACUUCAUUCUUGUCAUGA
This is a messenger RNA of Lactuca virosa, 1455 nucleotides long. The record is from the annotation of a GenBank genome assembly. Lineage: Eukaryota; Viridiplantae; Streptophyta; Magnoliopsida; Asterales; Asteraceae.